AUGGAUGUCGUCGGCAGCGAAAUUGGCCAGAAAAUGCGGUCGGCCAUCAAGGCAAAACUAACAGAAUUGGGAUGUUAUGUCGAUGAUGAGCUCCCUGAUUAUGUGAUGGUAAUGGUAGCUAAUAAACGCACCCGUUCUCAAAUGGAGGAUGAUCUUCAACUGUUUCUUGGGGACAACACAGAACUGUUUGUGAAUUGGCUGCAUCAGGUGUUGAAGAAAUUGCAGGAAGUCACUGUAGCUACACCAGCUCUCAAAAUAGCAGAACAUGACAAAAGCAAGGAAAGAUCUGCCUCUAAAGAUCGAAAAACAAAGGAAAAGAAGUCAAAAGAAAAGCAUAAGAAGAGUGAUAUGAAGAAGGCCAAAAAGAGAGAGAAAGAAAAGUUGUUCCGCAAAAAUGAGGACAAAAAAGUCCAUAAGACAAAGAAAAAAAGUAAACAUCAUGAAAUGAUAAGGCCAAAUAUUCCUCCGUUACUUAUGAAUAUGGAGAAGGUAUCAGAGCCUUCGAUUACUGAUGUAUUUGCUGGUCAAAUUCUGAAGAACCACGGCAUAAACUUAGAUACUUCUAAAGAAGAGUCCAAGCCUGAAGAAAAACCCAUAAUCCAGGAAGUCAAAAGGCCUAUUCUGCCUAUUAUAGAUCCAUCAACUAUAUCAUCUCAACCUGAACUGGGGACAAACCAAACUAUAGAUAGUGUAAGUAAUGAACUAUCUUCACCUAAGGGAGAACAAAUAAAGGAAAUAAACCAAAUUGAAGCUAAAAUUCAGGGAUUAAAGCAGAAAUUGGCAGAACAGUUAGAUUCUAUGUCUGAUGACGAAGACUUUCUAAAUAUUAGAACUGAAGCUGAGGAAUUGAUGAAUGAUUUUGCGGAAGAUGUAUUGCAGGAGAUAUCUCAACAAACACCUGUAAUAAAGACUCCGCCUAUGGAAACUCAUAUAUCCCCCACGCCUCCCCUUCCUGUUUCUAAACAUACAGAAGUUACUACAGAAUCAUCCACAGAUCCCAUAAACACUUUACCACAAAUUGAGUUAAAGUUACCCAAAAGGCCUGUUAGAGAGAGAUUAGGAGUCCGAGAAGAGUCCAAAAUGAACCCUGAAGCGAAGAAAAAGGAAAGGACUGAGAGUCCAGAAAGAUUUACACCAGAACGUGAGCCAGAACAACGCUCCCAAAAGUCAGUAAAGAGUCGGUUAGGAGAUUUGCCAGAAACAACCAAAAGAAGUCCUUUGGCUGAUGAUGGCAAUUUUGAUAAGUCAGCAGAAUCCACUAAUAAGAAGCUCACGUCCAAGGUAUCCGUGUUGGACGGGCGCCCGAGCCGGUCGAUGUGUGCGAGCGUGGUGCGCGUGCGGCCGCGGCCGCGAGUGGGCGCGCCCGCCUCCAGCCUACUGCUGCGCGCCGUCGCAGACGCGCACAAGAGCUUGUUGAAUACGCCCAGUACAAAAGCGGAUAAAGACACGCAAGUGAAGCGCGCUCUUGUGUUGCCGAUGCGACGAUCAGUCGAAGCUCAAAAAAUCGUCAUCCAAGUAGCUGCUGACAACACGCAAGAGACUGGUGACAGCAUUAGUCUUGGGGGAGAUAUGGACAGUGAUGAUGAUAAAAGUGAAAAAUUGGCGUGUGAAAUAAAUAAGGAGGAGGAAUACAAGCCAAUAAUUCUGCCUAAGAAGGUCAUUAACAAUGAGUAUGCACCACCAGUGUCGCGUAACGAGGCUAGGACGACCAGUCGGAAGGAUGACACACUUAUUAUUGAAACUAUAAAUAUCCAUAACACCUCAGACUCCAAGGACAAAAACACUCAAUUCAUAGUCACUAUGGAUGGCUACCAUCCAAAUGCCUUUCUAGCUAAGAAACUACAGACUGAGGGCCUCUUAAAUGAUGAAGAUGAAAUUAGCAAGACUGGUAAUGAAAAAAUAAUCCCACCUGAAACUAAAGAGCAGAAACCUAAGGAGAAAGAACCUGUUAAAGUCGUAGAGAAAGUUCCAGACGAUCAGGCGAAACGCUUAAGUAAUACAAGCGAAGAGAGUGAAACAAAAGUUAUUAUUAAACAGGAAGAUGAGAAAAAAGAGAAGAGAAAAGGUGUUGAAGUGUUAGAUCCGCCGGUCGUGAAGAAGAGAAAGAGAUCACCGAUAGUAUUCGAUGUUGAUAAGAAAGUCAAAGAGACAGAAAGAGUUAGAGAAAGAACAGAAAGUACGAGCAGUGAUAGUCACGUGACGGUUAACACAGUCACAAAUACCCACAAAUAUGAUUCUGUACCAUCUUUGUCAGCGGCGGAGCGCAAGCUGGUGUGGUGUCGUCUGUUCCCGGCGUGCCGCUACGGCUCGGCCUGCGCCUUCGCGCACCCGCGCUGCAAGUUCCUCGCCGCCUGCACGCGCCGCAACUGCGUGUACUCCCACUCGCCCUCCGCCCCCGUCCUGCCGCCCUCCUCGCCCCACUCGACCCUCGCGCCCCUCGCACCACACGCUGUGCACCCCAUGGCGACCAGCGUGCCCAUUAUCGCGUCUCACGUAGUCCCAGCAGCGAACUACAAGUCAAUAUCAGCGGUGGUACCAAACAUGUGCAAGUUCUACCCGAACUGCGUGAAUCCAGCGUGUCACUUCUAUCACCCGAAGCCGUGUCGUUACGGCAAUAAUUGCGCUAACAAACUAGAAUGUAACUUUUAUCAUGCAGAUGUACCACCGAAGUGGAGAUACACUGUUUAA
Arctia plantaginis is the source of this 2688-nucleotide messenger RNA. Lineage: Eukaryota; Metazoa; Arthropoda; Insecta; Lepidoptera; Erebidae. The record is from the annotation of a GenBank genome assembly.